Molecule: messenger RNA, 2850 nt
Organism: Pedinophyceae sp. YPF-701
Lineage: Eukaryota; Viridiplantae; Chlorophyta; Pedinophyceae
Source: the annotation of a GenBank genome assembly
AUGGCGAGGCCGAAGCGGCACUCCGUCCCGCCGAACGCCGAAGGCGAGACAUCCGGCGUCAUGGGCUUCUCGUACCUUCCCGUCGCCACCCCGGUGCCGUUCGGGACCUCGCACCACUCCGGAACGCUCCGCACGGCCGCCUCGGCCAUGCCCGGCCCCGCCAAGCUGCGCACCGCUCAGCCGCCGGCCGGCGCCCGGCACGGCAUCUCCGGCCGCUCGCUCCCGACCAACAAGGCCGCGCCGGUCCCGGCGGCCGCGACCGGCCUCCGCGGGCCUAAGCCCCCGAACGCCGAACCGAAGAAAAACUCUGAGCCUGUGGAAACGAUCGCCGGUUUCAAUUACCACGAGGCCGGGGACUCGGGGCACUCGGAGGGCAAGCCGGCUGCGGCGCGCCCGCGGCUGGACCGCAAGUCCGGCGGGCUCGCGAAGCUGAUGGGCAAGCCGGACUCGUCACACGGCCCCGGGGGGGUGUUGGCGGAGGACGCGGCGUCGAGCGCGACGGACGCGACGACCACGAACGGGUCCGCGAAGGCCCCGAAGCCCGCGCGCGCGCCGAAGGACGCCCCGGCGUCGAGCACGACGACGACGCCGGUCCAGCCACUGGGGGCGGACUCCACGGCAGUCCCCCCGGGGCGUGUCUCGGGCCUCGUGCCGCACGACCCGGCGUACGAGGGCCACGAGGAGCUCCUCCCGUUCGCGGAGGCGGACCCGGACCGCCCGCGCAUGCACGUGCAGUCCGUUUCGGGCUGGAUCAACGACCCAAACGGCCCGAUCUUUUUCGACGGACGGUAUCACGUGUUCUACCAGCUCGUGCUCGGCCAGACGAAGUGGGACUUCGGGAUCGUGUGGGGCCACGCCGUGUCCGACGACCUCGUCCGUUGGAAGCACCUGGAGCCCGGAAUCGCGCCCGGCACGCCGUUCGACCGCAGCGGGUGCUUCUCCGGGUGCUGCGCGGUGGAGGACGGCCGGCCGCUCAUGAUGUACACGGGCGUGCGGCUGAAGAACGGCAUGUCGCCCGCGGGCCCGCCCGUCGCCACCGUGAUCGACCCGCGUGUGUACGACGAUCAUGGGGACUACGAGGACCACGGGCUGCCGGGGCAGCCGUUCAUCGAGGCGCAGUGCAUCGCCUGGGGCGACGAGAGCGACCCGGACCUCCGAAAGUGGGUAAAGGUCGAGGAGCCCAUCAUUCGCGCGCCGCCGGCGGAUCUCAAGCUCGUGGGGUGGCGGGACCCCUACAUCGUGCAGCCGCCCAGCUCGGGCACGCCCGCGGCGCGCCUGAUGCACCGCGCCGAGCCGAAGCGCCGUCACAUGAUGCUGAUCGGCGCUGGCAUCGCCGGGGAGGGCGGCACGGUGCUCGUGUACCGCUCGAACCACAUGUCGCGCGGGUGGGAGUACGAGGGCGAGCUGUGCCGCGGCACGCUCGAGCACGGUGCGAUGUGGGAGUGUCCCCUGCUGGUGCCGCUGCCGCCACGCAAGCCCGCGCACGGGCGGCCGUUCGGGAUGGCGAGCGCGAUGAACCGGAGGACGAGCUCGUUCGUGUCGCUGCGCGGCAACCCGCCGGGGAUCGGCGGCGGCGCGGUGACCGAGACCGAGGACGAGGACGCCCCCGGCGGCUUCGCGUACGGCACGUCUAUCCAGAGCUCCUACCGCGAGAGCAGCUACAUCGCCGACGGCAUCCCCCUGCCCAGCGACUCGAACCCCGCGGGCCGCGACGCCGACGCCGGCAACACCGACCACGAGGGCUUCGCGUACGGCACCUCCGUCGCCUCCACCGCCGCGGGCGGCGCGAGCCUCAUGGCCUCGUCGCACCUCGCCGGGCGGCCCGCGGAACUCCCCCCGGGGGCUCAGGCGCAGACGUGGCUCCUUUGCAUCUCGCCGGACGCUCCGACGAACCCCGUGCUGUACUGGACGGGCCACUGCGUGGAGGGCAAGUUCCUCCUCGAGGACGCGCAGGGCCCCUACCGGCUCGACAACGGCGACAUCCUGUACGCGCCCAACCACUUCGUAGACAAGCACGGCCGCCACCUGCUGUGGGGGUGGCUCCAGGAGCGCCGCAACGCCGACGGCACGGGCUACGCCGGCUGCCUGACUGUCCCGCGGCUCCUGACGGCUACGCCGGACGGGAGGCUCUUCCAGGAGCCCGUGCCGGAGGUGGCGCGGCUGCGUACGGGGCGGCCGUGGCGGAUCAACCUGACGACGCUGGCGCCGACGGACCCGAUCAAGAUCACCGACGUCAAGGGCCGCAUGAUCGACCUCGAGCUCUUCUUGCGGCGCGGCGAGUCGGAGGCGAUCGGCGUCGUUCUGCACCCCGCGUCCCCCGAGGCCGGGGACGACGCGUGCGACGCGGUGCUGCUGUACCACUGGGAGCGCCAGACGCUCGAGGUCGUGUGGGCGAAGCCGCAGGCGUGGGGCAACCGCGGCGCCGGGCUCGAGGGCGCGCCGGAGCACCGCGUGGGGGGGCGUAUUGAGGUCGGAGACACCCCCGACGACCUCACGCUGCGCGUGCUGAUCGACCACUCCUGCGUCGAGGUCUUCACGUCCACGGGCGAGGUCCUCUCCACCCGCGUGUACCGCGGGAAGCCCCCCGCGGACGCUCCCGCCAAGACGCUGCCCUGCGGCAUCGAGCUGGUGUCGUACGGGGGCGCCGCGACGAUCGAGCGCGCGGUGGCGUUCGAGAUGAGCUCGAUCUGGGAGCCCGGCGCGUCCGGCGCGGAGCCGCCGCGGUGGAGCCAGGACGUGCCGCCCACGCCGACGUCCACGCCGCUGGACAAGGGCAUGUUCUCGCGCCAGUCGCGGACCCGCGCGGACAGCGCCGGCGCGGAUGAAGUGCUCGGCGAUAUGGAUAUGUGA